UUUGAAUAUUUGAAGAGGCGGCGUAUUUGAAACAACUUCUGGCACUAGGUAACUAAAGUAAACAGUGCCAUAUUUUUGGUAUUUGUUUCAAAAAAAUUACGUAAAAUAAGAUCAAAAUGAGAGAAAUAGUGCACAUUCAAGCCGGACAAUGCGGAAACCAAAUUGGCGCCAAAUUUUGGGAAGUGAUAUCUGAUGAGCACGGCAUCGACCCCACGGGAACCUAUCACGGAGACUCGGACUUACAACUCGAAAGGAUCAACGUCUAUUACAAUGAAGCCACUGGCGGAAAGUAUGUUCCCCGAGCGGUGCUCGUCGACUUAGAACCCGGUACGAUGGAUUCGGUUCGAUCUGGUCCAUUCGGACAAAUCUUUCGACCGGACAAUUUCGUCUUUGGCCAGAGCGGGGCCGGCAACAACUGGGCCAAAGGACACUACACCGAAGGCGCCGAACUAGUGGAUUCGGUCUUGGACGUGGUACGCAAAGAAGCCGAAGGAUGCGAUUGCAUGCAGGGCUUCCAGCUGACCCACUCGCUAGGAGGAGGUACAGGGUCCGGAUUGGGAACAUUAUUGAUAUCAAAGAUCAGAGAAGAAUAUCCCGACAGAAUAAUGAAUACUUUUUCGGUAGUUCCCUCUCCUAAAGUAUCCGAUACCGUGGUGGAACCGUACAACGCCACGUUGAGCGUGCACCAGCUGGUAGAAAACACGGAUGAAACGUACUGCAUUGAUAAUGAGGCCCUGUACGACAUCUGCUUCAGGACUUUGAAACUGACAACUCCAACUUACGGCGACUUGAAUCACUUGGUAUCGGCCACGAUGUCUGGCGUGACGACUUGCCUGAGAUUUCCCGGCCAGCUGAAUUCGGAUUUGCGAAAACUCGCGGUAAAUAUGGUACCUUUCCCUCGUUUGCACUUCUUUAUGCCCGGAUUUGCGCCACUUACCUCCAGAGGCAGUCAACAGUACCGCGCUUUGACAGUUCCCGAGUUAGUACUCCAAAUGUUUGACGCUAAGAAUAUGAUGGCAGCUUGUGAUCCUCGCCACGGAAGGUACCUAACUGUAGCAGCGAUCUUCAGAGGCAGGAUGUCCAUGAAAGAGGUUGACGAACAAAUGUUGAACAUUCAGAACAAGAACAGCAGCUAUUUCGUCGAAUGGAUUCCGAACAACGUCAAGACCGCGGUGUGUGACAUACCACCCAGAGGUCUCAAGAUGUCAUCGACUUUCAUAGGAAACUCCACCUGCAUCCAGGAGCUGUUUAAGCGAAUCUCUGAGCAAUUCACCGCCAUGUUUAGGAGGAAAGCUUUCCUGCAUUGGUACACUGGCGAGGGUAUGGACGAGAUGGAGUUUACGGAGGCGGAGUCCAACAUGAACGACUUGGUUUCGGAGUACCAGCAGUACCAAGACGCCACGGCCGAAGAGGAGGGCGAGUUUGACGAGGAGGAGGAGGCUGACGAGGGUGAAAAUUAACGUGUACUUUAAGCUUCGUUCGUAUAUUAUAGUAAGGAUGUCGACGUCGUUCUUUUAAAUCGCACCGUAUAUUUUUUGUGAUUGUAACGUACCACCUGUGCCCAGAGAACACUUUUUGGAUUUAUUAAUAAAUAAUUAUAUUUAACAGUACUGAAAAAA
Messenger RNA from Sitophilus oryzae (rice weevil), 1619 nucleotides. Its product is annotated as tubulin beta chain. The coding region runs from base 117 to 1460 and encodes 447 amino acids. Gene Ontology annotation, cellular component: cytoplasm; microtubule. Lineage: Eukaryota; Metazoa; Arthropoda; Insecta; Coleoptera; Curculionidae. The record is from RefSeq and is a predicted model, not a curated record. The transcript is spliced from 2 exons. Gene Ontology annotation, molecular function: GTP binding; GTPase activity; structural constituent of cytoskeleton. Gene Ontology annotation, biological process: mitotic cell cycle; microtubule cytoskeleton organization.